UGCUGAAGUCCCUGAGCACAGGUCACAGAUAAACAGCAUCACGGUUUCUAAGAAACGUAACUGGCUGCACCAGAGUACUCUAAGGGCCCUUAAUAUGGAAGAAGAUGAUUGUAAGAAAAUGCAAGGAGCUAUUACCCAGGUAUCCAAGUCUCCAAGUCCCUUAUCUGAAUCUAAAAUGGCACAGGUUCCUUUGGAAUCACCGGUAGGACAGGAAUGUUCUGUAGGAGCCUGCAGUUCUGUAAACACUCUCCAAAACAGUCCAAGUCCUUCGAUGCUGAGAAAUGGUACUUUAGAUUUCAGUGAGGAUAAUGAUGCAGAUGAUGAAGGAGAAAUAUGGUACAAUCCAAUCCCUGAAGAGGAUGAUUCUGACUUCCCUAGAGUCCAUCUUUCUGCUGGGAAUAACACCGUUAAUUUAGACUCCCAAACUGCCAGUUACAAGGUGUUGCCUGGAAGUGACUUGACUAAAGUAGUGGGGCACAGUGAAGACCUUUCAAGCUCCUCAGGAUGUGCAGGGGACAGUCCAUCUGCUCAGUCCAGUGAAAUUAAUCAAGCAGAUUCCAUUCAUUCCAUGGAGCACAUGCAGCUGCACAAGCAGAGGUUUGUGUGCAAGACUCAGAGUGGGUCAGCAAUAGAGGAGUGUCCUACACUUAAAAAUCCUUUGACAGGAUCUGGAAUUGUACUUACAAACAAGCCUGAGACAACAGCAAUGGAAAUUUCUCCUCCAAGUCCUAAUCCUUUGAAAAAAGGUGGAUCAAUUAAUUGGCCUUUCCCUGAUAAAAUAAAAUCUCCUAGAACUGUGAGAAAACUUUCCAUGAAAAUGAAAAAAAUACCAGAACUCAGCAGGAAGCUGAGUGUCAAAGGAACUUCAGGCCAUAAUGGUUCAGAUAACUCUUCUUUGUCAAAAGGUAACUGUCGGGAUGGAAGCCAUGCAACUUCUUUGACAUCUUCUGGAAACACAGCAGCAGCUGCUAGCCGGAACGUGAUAAGUAGGUACCACCUUGACAGCAGUGUGUUAUCGCAGCACACUGACAAGAAGAAAAAUGCCAGGAGUUCCAAAUCUUCUAGUAAAGGUGGUUACCUCAGUGAUGGAGACUCCCCUGAACUUAUAACAAAAUCAGGUAAACAUGGAUCUGAAAGCAGGUGUGGGAAAGGAAAAGAGGUACCUCCAAAUAACAAUAAUAAAACGGAAAUAGAUAUUGAUGCUUUUAGACACUACAACUUUUCUGACCAACCCAAGUGUUCCCAGUACAUAUCUGGGCUCAUGAGUGUUCACUUCUAUGGUGCUGAGGAUUUGAAACCUCCAAGGAUGGAUUCCAAAGAUGUCUUUUGUGCAAUUCAGGUAGAUUUAAUAAACAAAGCAAGAACAGCCUUGCUUACCUGCAGGACGACCUUUUUAGAUAUGGACCAUACUUUCAACAUAGAACUUGAAAAUGCUCAGCAUUUAAAGCUAGUAGUCUUCAGCUGGGAGCCUACCCCACGGAAAAAUCGGGUUUGUUGUCAUGGAACAGUGAUUCUCCCUACUCUUUUUCGAGUAACAAGGACUCAUCAGCUGGCUGUCAAACUGGAGCCUAGAGGGCUGAUUUAUGUCAAACUGACCCUCAUCGAACAGUGGGAGAAUUCUCUUGAUGGUCUAGAUGCAGAUCGAGAACCAGUGAUAUUUGGAGUAGAUGCUCGAAAAGUUGUUGAGAAGGAAAAUGUGGGCUUGAUGGUACCACUCUUGAUGCAGAAAUGUAUUGUGGAAAUUGAGAAGAGAGGCUGUCAGGUUGUAGGACUAUAUCGAUUAUGUGGUUCAGCAGCAGUCAAGAAAGAGCUUCGAGAAGCAUUUGAGAAAGAUAGCAAGGCUGUUACUCUCUGUGAAAAUGAGUAUCCAGAUAUUAAUGUGAUAACAGGUGUGCUCAAGGAUUAUCUAAGAGAGCUGCCCUCUCCCUUGAUAACCAAGCAGCUCUAUGAAGCAGUGUUAGAUGCCAUGGUGAAAAAUCCCCUGAAAAUGACAGCAAGCGGUUGUGAAAAUGACCAAAGUGACUCUGAGCACACAGUGGCCCUUCUGGAUUGUCUACAGGAGGUUGAGAAGGCAACCCUGAAGGUGCUGUUGGAUCACCUGAAACUAGUGGCUUCUUACCAUGAAGUAAAUAAGAUGACGUGCCAGAAUCUUGCUGUGUGUUUUGGCCCUGUACUACUGAGCCAAAGGCAGGAGACCUCCAAUCAUAACAACAGAGUCUUUACAGAUUCAGAAGAGCUUGCUAGUGCCCUCGAUUUCAAAAAGCACAUAGAAGUUCUGCAUUAUUUACUCCAGCUGUGGCCAGUGCAUCGUUCAUCUACCAAAGAAUCGACAAGUGUAUUUCCAGGGCACCAGUCAUCUCUGAAUUAUCUGAGGCCCAAAAAGCAGCGGCCUCAGAUGUUGAACUUAAGCAGUACUCAAAUGUCAGGAGUACUGAGGCCAAGACCAGCUGGAUUAGACAGUCCCUCAAGUAAUCGCUAUGCAGGAGACUGGAGUAGCUGCGGGGAAAAUUACUUCUUAAACCCAGUAGAGACCCUGAAUGAAGCAGACUAUAAUGUCCCUUCAGAAGAUACAGAAAGCGGGGAAGACUGUAGCAAAGUUGAUGGAUCAGAUGCACUGAUUAAGUAUCCAAAAUCUGUGUCCCGAGAACACACAUUUCAUACUUAUUUGAAAAUGCAAACAAUAGAUUCAGCGGUGGACCACAAAGUAAACCUCAAAGAUCUACAAGAAAGUAUUGAUACUCUGAUAGGAAACCUGGAGCGGGAGCUCAACAAAAACAAAUUGAAUAUCAGUUACUAAUACUUGCCCAGUAUGGUACCCCGUGAUGUUGUUUCCCUGUUCUUUGCCCUACCUCUCCCACAAAAAUGUCGCUUAGUGUGUGGAGUUCUGAAUACUUUGUGGCAUAGUCUUGGCCCACCUUGAAUUAAUAUAUUUAUUUUAGACAUUCCUUCACUAUGCAGCGUUUUCCCUAUCCUUUGCCCUUGCCCUUGCCCUCUGCAUUUUAAGAUGCAAUGUUAGGCAAUGUGAAAUGACUCUAGAAAAUAGUGACAUUUUCCCCCCAAGAGGAUUCUGCACUUUGGAAGUUCGCGCUGGGUGACAGGAGGUGAAGCUACAUUGCUGUCUGCUCUGUAUAGCAACAGGACUCCUCCUUCCUGAAAGUCUAGAUCUGGCAUAAAGGUUCAUCUUUGAAGAAGAUUGGUGCUGCUGAACCUGUGUAUUGCAGCAUGAACACAAGGCUCUGCUCAGUUACAUGGUAUGUGACCUGGCUAUUGAAACCUAGCAACAGGCAGAACACUGCAUUAUGUAAAGAGUCAUCUCUGUGGAUAAAAGGAAAAGAUUCUUAAAUAGAUAUCUGCCCGUGGCAUUGUCACCACAAUCAUUGCAACAUUAGAAGUAACGAGUGGAACUGUAUGGAAACCUUGCCAUCUACCAGUACUUUAGAAGUUUUGCUUUAAAAUUUUAUCUGUACCUUAAAGAUUCUGAACCGGCACCGAUUCACACCUCGAAUAGCAUCCACACUGCAUCUUCUGACAAUAUAAUUGCUGUAGUUCUUGUAUGAGAUUACCACAUUUUGGAGUGAAUAGCACCAUAAUUCCUGUACUGUUGCUGUCUGUUCAUGUCACUUCUUGGUUAAACUGUUUGUGGGGCAGUCUUUUUGAACCAUAUAGAAAUUGUGGGCAUUGUUCCUGAGCUGCCUUGGUUCCCAGUUAAUAUCUAGGUGCAGUUUCAGGUGUUGGUUUUAGUCUGUUUUUACAGCUUCAACUCCCAGCCACAUAAGACUCUUUCUCCUUGUGUGUUGUCAUUACUUUUGAGGUCAUCUGAGAUGCUAAUUGAUACCACUUGCUGUAAACUGGAGAGGGCUGAUGAUAUAGCUGAUAAUCUUGGCUGAAGAUGCUUUAGCCCUGAACCUUUCUGCUCUGAAUGUGUUUGUUGUGUGCUCAUAUUUGGUUACCUGCAGAGUGCAUAGCAAAAACUACCUCUGAUCUCUGGCUUUGUAGAGGGAUGAGGGCUCUGGACAUGGGAAAAGAUAAAAUAGAACAGUGGGGGCCAACCUUUUUGACAUGUGCAUCAC
Gavialis gangeticus (Gharial) is the source of this 4070-nucleotide messenger RNA. RefSeq names its product synapse defective Rho GTPase homolog 2 (gene SYDE2). Bases 95 to 2797 code for a protein of 900 amino acids. The record is from RefSeq and is a predicted model, not a curated record. Gene Ontology annotation, biological process: signal transduction. Lineage: Eukaryota; Metazoa; Chordata; Crocodylia; Gavialidae. The transcript is spliced from 8 exons.